This is a messenger RNA of Diatraea saccharalis (sugarcane borer), 680 nucleotides long. Lineage: Eukaryota; Metazoa; Arthropoda; Insecta; Lepidoptera; Crambidae. The record is from the annotation of a GenBank genome assembly.
UAGUAAGGAGUUAAGAUAUGUUUAUAUUUAUUUAUCUUUGCGCAUAGACUGACAUUGACAACGUGUCUUUGUUUUUUUACUAAUUGUAAACGUGAGUGACGAAAGCUCUAUAAAUAAAAGAAGUGGAGGAAUAAACUACAUAUCUGCGUUCAACAAACUAAUUAGUAAACCAAGGGAACUUCUUCAAUUUAAAUAAAAUGACACCGGAGCCACAAAUUAUUGGUCAUCAUAUUAAAUUUGCCAAUACGUUAAUUGGGACAUUUAAAAAGGCGUGCUGGCAUAUUCCUGAAAUUGUUGGUGCUACAGCUUUAGCAUUAGUCGGAAUAGGAAUGGCAGGGAUUGGAUUAUAUAAUUACGAUAAAAAUGAUGGUGAUAAUCGAGAAUAUAAAUGGGUGUACACAGUUGUACGCUCUACUGAUCCUCGAGCAUGUAAAUUGAAAAAUCCUGUUUACACACAAUAUUAAAACCAUGUGAAUACUUCAGUAAUAUAUUGAGGGGAAAAAACAUUUAUUUUUUGUCCAUAAUUUGUUUUAUUGACGAUGAAAAAACUAGUGUUUCUUUGUGCUUAUUUAGAUGUAAUUUUUCUGAUAAGCAAUUACCUACUAUUUAUUAAUUAGCUUGAUUUAUAUGGAAAUAAAUGUUUUUACUGUUAAUUAUUAUAUAACCUGAUGAAUUGUUCU